Molecule: messenger RNA, 609 nt
Organism: Rotaria sordida
Lineage: Eukaryota; Metazoa; Rotifera; Eurotatoria; Philodinida; Philodinidae
Source: the annotation of a GenBank genome assembly
AUGCCACCGAUUUUACCUGAUUCAUCGAUGUUUGAUAUAGCUGAACCUUAUCAAACAACGUAUAAUAAUGAAUUAUUUCUAGCUCGUGAUAUUUUGAUUCGAAAACAUAAACGAAUCUAUGCCGAAGAUACUGAUAUUCGAACUUGUGUUCGAAAACUAAUGACUUUAGCAUUAUUGCCAUUGGACAAAGUUCAAAUAACAUUUGACGACUUACGUACAAAUUCAUCAGAGAAUACCAGACAAAUGUUGCAUCAAUUAUUUUUAUAUUUUGACAAUCAUUGGAUGAAAAGUAUUCCAUUAGCACUUUGGAAUGCUCAUGGAUACAAUCAUCGUACUAAUAGUAUAUGCCAAGAUUUUCAUAAUCGUCUGAAUCAGUGCAUUCAAAAAUCACAUCCAAAUAUUUGGUCUUUCAUCAAGUGUCUCCAAGGUGAAGAAGCUCGAUUUAGACACAUGUUAUUACGAAUCAAUGUUGGUGCUCAACGUCGGCGAAAAAUAGUAUCAACCAAUGCAAUACAACAACGUAUUAAUACUUUAAAUGAAUGUUAUACAAAUAAUGAAAUUGAUCGUAAUCAAUUAUUAGAUGGGUUGUCAUUAAUUGUAGCAAAGUAA